This is a messenger RNA of Nymphaea colorata (pocket water lily), 1841 nucleotides long. RefSeq lists its product as uncharacterized. Lineage: Eukaryota; Viridiplantae; Streptophyta; Magnoliopsida; Nymphaeales; Nymphaeaceae. The coding region runs from base 484 to 1737 and encodes 417 amino acids. The record is from RefSeq and is a predicted model, not a curated record. The transcript has 9 exons. Gene Ontology annotation, molecular function: methyltransferase activity. Gene Ontology annotation, biological process: RNA methylation.
UACUUUAUUCAUGUUUACACGAUUAUCCUUGAUAUCACGAAUGCGGUCCUUUGCGGCCCGAGGAAGCUCUGCUGAAGGUCUCCGGGGGCGGCUUUUAGGGUCUUUUGGCGGACUUGGGAUUUCAAACUCGUAGGUUUUUAGUAACGGUGCUACAUCAUUGUUACUUCUGCUGUGUUUGGAGGAAUCAGUCUGCGUUUUGGAACUCCAAUUCAAUCAGAGCUGCGUCUUCAAUCUGGGGCGACUCAGAUUGCUGAGCAGCAUGUUAGGAAUGGGGGAACGGCGUUGGGUUUGUCGGAUUCUCUGAGUGCGCAGGGCACCUGCAUAAACGUGAUCACUUUGCAAUUUCUCCUGGAUGUAGAGAAGAUAAGGAGAUUCAGUUGUAUCACGGCGAAUUUCUGGCUUAUGUGGGUUAAAUUCACAUUGGUUUCGUGAGUUUGGGAUAGAUUUCGGGUGUUCUGUUGGGAAUUGGGGCGGCAUCUAGGAAUGGAAAAUCAAGGUCGCUCGGAGCGGUCCAAUGCUCACUUACAGAAGGAACCCUCUCCGAAGGUCCCCUUGCCAAAGUCUUUCCUCGAUUUCCUGGCACUGAACGGCCUCAGUCCUUCUGUUUAUGAUGAGAUUGAUAACCUUCCUCGAUAUAUAAGGCUUAAACCAGGUUCUGAGACUCUACUUGCAGAUGUGGAAGCUGAGCUUGGUUGUAAGCUUGAAAACGUCAACUGGCUCCCGGGUUUCUUUGCAAUUGCAUCACAAAUUCAAAUUGCUAGGUCUAAGGUCUAUUGUGAAGGAAAGAUAUACGGAAUUGAUGCUGCAUCUGGAGCUGCUGUCACGACAUUAAAUGUUUUGCCAGGGGAUCACAUUCUUGAUCUUUGUGCUGCUCCAGGUGCAAAAUUAUGCAUGCUUGCUGAACUUCUUGGCAGCUCAGGUUCGCUAACUGGAGUGGACAUUGCAAAAAGCCGUCUGGCUGCAUGCAGGACAAUGUUACAAAAAUAUGCAUUGGGAGGUCGUUGUAGGCUUUUUGUAGCAGAUGGAACAACGUUUUCCCUUUUGCCUUUGGGAACUUGCACAGAGAACCAACCAGUGAUGGAAUCAGAAAAUGGUGAUUGUAGAGGAAAGAAAGAUGUUUAUCAGGAAUGGUCAUCUAGAGUACCUUGGAGUGAAAGAAGAAAGUCUAAAGAUACUAAUAGAAUCCAAUUGAAUGUGACUUCCAAAGCCAAUACAUGUGAAUUGAUCUUCUAUGGAAAGCAUUCUGGAGUAAUUGGACUAAGAAAAGAGCAGCUGUUUCAAACUGGAAAAGAAGAGGCUAAUGAUGGUGGUUAUGACAAGGUCUUGGUUGAUGCUGAGUGCACACAUGAUGGGUCUGUUAAGCACAUCCUCAAGUUUGAAGAUUGGGGAUGGGACACUCUUCAAAGAAGACUGUUGAAUUCAGAAAGAAUUGGUUCAGUGACUCAACUCCAGUUACAGCUUCUUACUAAUGGUUUUAGAUUGCUUAAAGUCGGAGGGUCACUUGUGUAUAGCACAUGCAGUUGUCGACUGCUGCCUUUGAACAGCUUGACUGUUGCUCAAAAUGAAGAUGUGGUCGAGCAGUUUCUUUCAAACAAUCAUUCUGCUGAGCUGCAAGAUAUUCGUGCUGCAGAGGGUUGGCCUUGUAGGAGUGGAAGGAUUCCAAGGACGAUAAGAUUUGAUACCUGCACAUCCCGAACAAGUGGGCUAUUUAUUGCCAAGAUCGUGAAAUUGUUCUAAGACUAGGACAGUCCAUAAAUUAAUCCAUGAACGUAUUCGAAUCCUUUACUGUAAUUUCGUGUAAAUUUAAUUAAUCAGUAGUUCAGUCAUUUUCUUCUAUUACA